AUGCGCGCUCCCCCGAUGCUCGUGCCGAAGCGCAUCAAUUACGUGGCUCCGAUGCUCGCCUCCGCCCUCAUCCUGCUCCUCCUCCUCUCCGGCUACUUCGAGCUCCCCUCUAUAACCUCCUCCCUCUCCACCCAGUUCUCCCCCACCGUCCCCGCAGCCGGCGCCACUGGGAGCCGCCGCUUCGGGACAGCGCUCGACUCCGUCGGCUCCCGCGAGCGGUCGGCUUUUACGUCCACCCUCGCCGCGUUCAGCGCUUGGGACGCCGCCGUCGGGUGCCCCCGCAUCCGCGCCAAGAUCGGCGCCGCUAACGCGACGACGCCCUCUGCCAUGGCUUCCAUCACCGGAGGAGCGGGGUGGGGAGGCGCGAGGUGCGAGGAGAUGAAGACGCGGCACGUGGGGGUGUUCGUCAAGGGGUGGACGUGGAUCCCCGACUCGCUCGACGGUGUGUACACAUGCCGUUGUGGAGUGAGCUGCGUGUGGAGCAAGGCCGCCGCAGUCGUCGACCGCCCCGAUGCGCUGCUCUUCGAGGGCGCUACGCCGCCACUGCAGAGAAUGAAAGGUCUGCCUCUUCGUGUUUAUCUGGACCUGGAGGCUAGUAGGAAACCAACUGGUUUUGAGGACAUUUUUAUAGGUUACCAUGCUAAUGAUGAUUUACAAGUAACAUAUGCUGGAAAAUCUUUCCACACUAGCCGGAGUUACCAUGUAUCCACAGAAAAGACAAAUGAUGCACUUAUCUAUUGGUCAUCUUCAAGGUGUCUUCCUCACAGAGACAAGCUUGCAGAAGAUUUCCUCUCAUUGGUGCCACACCAUUCCUUCGGAAAAUGUUUGAAUAAUGUUGGUGGUCCUGACAUGGCACUAUCCAUGUAUCCGGUUUGCUCAAACAAUGGCAAUGGAUCACCACACUGGUGGGAUCACCUACACUGUGCAAUGUCACAUUACAAGUUUGUUCUUGCAAUCGAGAACACCAAGACAGAAAGUUAUGUGACAGAGAAGCUGUUCUAUGCGUUGGAGGCUGGGUCAGUGCCAAUAUACUUUGGUGCACCCAAUGUCUGGGAUUUCAUUCCUCCCAAUUCCGCAAUUGAUGCCUCCAAAUUCAGCUCUCUUAAAGAACUGGCAUCAUAUGUGAAAGCACUUGCGAAUGAUCCGGUAGCGUAUGCAGAAUACCAUGCAUGGAGGCGAUGUGGUGUUCUCGGCAACUUCGGCAGGACACGUGAAAUGAGCCUUGAUACACUGCCUUGCCGACUCUGCGAACUAGUUAGCAAGAGAGGUGAUAACAUUGUGUCUUACAUAUACUUUGAUUCAAUGAGAACGGAAUGA
This is a messenger RNA of Triticum turgidum subsp. durum (durum wheat), 1317 nucleotides long. Lineage: Eukaryota; Viridiplantae; Streptophyta; Magnoliopsida; Poales; Poaceae. The record is from the annotation of a GenBank genome assembly.